This is a messenger RNA of Cavenderia fasciculata, 162 nucleotides long. RefSeq lists its product as uncharacterized. The record is from RefSeq and is a predicted model, not a curated record. The transcript is spliced from 5 exons. NCBI's taxonomy places the organism in Eukaryota, Evosea, Eumycetozoa, Acytosteliales, Cavenderiaceae. Bases 1 to 162 code for a protein of 53 amino acids.
AUGAGAUCACAGGGAUUACCAAACUCUGUAAUGAGUUCAUUGAGGGCAUCCAUCAUUUGGCUGGAAUGUUGUGGAGGUGGAAUGGUAGAUCGAAAUUGGAGAGAUGGUUUUGAAAUUUAUUUUAUAAAGAGAAAUCUUCCAAACUAUCUCCAAUUUAAAUGA